AUGUUUCUCCGACGGUGUCUCUCCUCCUCCUCCGCCGCCAUGUCCCUCCGCCGUAGUCUCGUCGGGCUCAUCAUCAACACCAACUAUACGUCUCUCUCAAUCCGUAGAUUUUCCUCCGUUUCCGACCACGACGACUACUUCAACACUCUCCGUGAAGUCUUCAUGAACCCUAAAGUCUUCAUGAACGAUAAGCGCGAGACCAUCAUUGAUAAGCGUCCGAUUUCUUUACGCUUCAGAGUGAGCUCACUGAUCGAGCUUUGUCAACCGUACCAGGCGUCGUUGGUAUCGCGUCUCGCUGUCUCGGAAAAGUAUCGCACCUCGGAUUCGGAGACCAUCAUAAUUCGCGACGAAAUCAUCGGCGCUAUGUGCGCCGCCAAAAAGUACAAGGAGGCAAUUGAUCUGUACAAGUUCUUCCGCAGCGAGUCUACACUUGCAUCCUCCUCCUCUGAUGUCUCCUUCAACCACAUCAUCAAAGCUCAUAUUGAUGAAAACCGUGUAGAUAAAGCACUCGGACUAUGCAAUCCCUUGUAUGACGGCGUCGACACAUGCAGGCUGUUGACUAAAGCCUUGGUCGACACCGGGAGGACCCUGGGAGCUCUGAGCUUUGUAAAGGCUAGGAAAGAUCUCCGGGAUUCGGUGGUAUACAGCUAUCUCAUCCGGGGCUUCUUGGAUCUAGGAAACCACGACAAGGCUUAUGAAUUAUUUGAUGAAUUUAAGCAAAAGACCAUUCAUGAUGAUGCUCAGAACAGAAGAGCGGUCGUCGUGGAUGCGACAUUUGUGGAUUACUGGCUCAAGCAAGGCGAGGAAGAGAAAGGUAUGGAGAUUUAUAGGUCUCUUGUUGAAAGGGAAGGGGAGUUAGUGGUGUGUGCAGCGGCCACUGGGAAUACCCUGUUGGAGGUCUUGUUAGACAGCGGUAAGCAAACAGAGGCUUGGGAGCUCUUCAACGCCAUGAUAGCCAAUCCAGAGACCUUUGACAGAGAGACCUUUACGAAAAUGGUGAAUGCGUCUUUCAAGCUGGGCAAAUUCAAGGAGGCCCUCGAGACUUUCAAGAGGCCCGAGUUGACGAGGUCUUCUCGGUGUUACUCUAACAUCAUAGCACAGUUGUGCGAUCGCGGGAUGAUGUCUGAAGCGGAAGAUUUGUUUUCGGAAAUAUGCUCCGACCAAUACUUGUGCCCUGAUGUUCCUACGUUUAGAUCCAUGAUCAACGGUUAUGCCAAGACUGGGAGAUUCAACGAGGCUAGAAAGAUGUUGGAAAAGAUGGUCGAUGCAACUCUCCUCAAAUUUUCUGUUCACGAGGCCCAGUAG
Molecule: messenger RNA, 1305 nt
Organism: Camelina sativa (false flax)
Lineage: Eukaryota; Viridiplantae; Streptophyta; Magnoliopsida; Brassicales; Brassicaceae
Product: pentatricopeptide repeat-containing protein At3g60980, mitochondrial-like
Molecular function (GO): protein binding
Source: RefSeq, a predicted model, not a curated record